Penicillium odoratum is the source of this 2523-nucleotide messenger RNA. RefSeq names its product SLC26/SulP family anion transporter. Gene Ontology annotation, molecular function: secondary active sulfate transmembrane transporter activity. Gene Ontology annotation, cellular component: membrane. Bases 1 to 2523 code for a protein of 840 amino acids. The transcript has 2 exons. The record is from RefSeq and is a predicted model, not a curated record. Gene Ontology annotation, biological process: transmembrane transport. Lineage: Eukaryota; Fungi; Ascomycota; Eurotiomycetes; Eurotiales; Aspergillaceae.
AUGGGUGAACGAGCCACCAAGAUUGGCCAUGGCCUGGCCAAGGGCCUCGGUAUCAAGGUCGCCUAUAGAGAUCCCAUGGGCGGUCCCAACGACCCUGUCACCAGAGGCGAGUCGACCUUCUCCGUCGGCACUGUCGAUACCUGUGCCUACAAUGAACCGGAGCCCAGCAGCAUUGAUUGGAUUUGCGAAAUUACUCCGUCCGGAAAGCAAGUGGUCGACUAUUUCGUCAGCUUGUUCCCAUUUCUCAACUGGAUUACUCGUUACAAUGUGCAAUGGCUCAUGGGUGAUUUGGUAGCUGGUAUCACUGUUGGUGCUGUCGUCGUGCCUCAGGGUAUGGCUUACGCCAAGUUGGCUGAAGUGCCCGUCCAAUAUGGACUGUACUCCUCAUUCAUGGGUGUCUUGAUUUACUGGUUCUUUGCGACUUCCAAGGAUAUUACUAUUGGUCCCGUGGCUGUUAUGUCUACCUUGACCGGCACUAUCGUGCUUCAGGUCCAGGCCCAAUAUCCCGAUUAUCCUGCCCACAUGAUUGCUUCGACUCUUGCCGUGAUCCUGGGUGGUAUUGUGUGCUUCUUAGGUUUGAUCCGUCUCGGUUUCAUCGUGGAUUUCAUCCCCCUCCCGGCUAUCUCGGCUUUCAUGACUGGCUCUGCUAUCAACAUUGCCGUUGGACAGGUCAAGACCAUGCUCGGGGAGACUGCAAGCUUUUCCACCCGUGACGCAACCUACCUGGUGAUCAUUAACACCCUUAAGCACCUUCCAACUGCGGGUAUUGACGCCGCUAUGGGUGUUAGUGCAUGUGCGAUGCUGUACCUCAUCCGCUCCGGUUGCACUUACGCGGCAAAGAAGUACCCGAACAAGGCGAAGAUUUGGUUCUUCGCCUCGACUCUCCGUACCGUGUUUGUCAUUCUGUUCUACACCAUGAUCAGUGCCGCCGUGAACUUGCACCGCAAGAAAAACCCCAGAUUCAGUUUGCUCGGCCAUGUGCCCCGAGGCUUCCAGGGCGCGGCUGUGCCGGAUAUGGACCCCAAUAUCAUCAAGGCCUUCACCAGCCAGCUUCCAGCUGCCGUCAUCGUCCUUUUGAUUGAGCACAUUGCUAUUUCCAAGUCCUUUGGUCGUGUCAACAACUACACCAUUAACCCUUCCCAGGAGUUCAUCGGAAUUGGUGUCACCAACCUGCUCGGUCCUUUCCUUGGUGGUUAUCCCUCCACCGGAUCCUUCUCCCGAACUGCUAUCAAGUCCAAGGCUGGUGUGCGGACGCCGCUUGCUGGUUUGAUUACCGCCAUCGUUGUGCUCCUUGCUAUCUAUGCCCUGACUGAGGUCUUCUACUACAUCCCUGAGGCCUCCCUCGCCGGUGUCAUUAUCCACGCUGUUGGUGAUCUGAUUACUUCGCCCAACACUGUCUACCAGUUCUGGCGUGUGUCCCCGCUUGACGUCGUGAUCUUCUUCAUUGGUGUUAUUGUUACUGUUUUCUCAUCCAUUGAAGACGGUAUCUACUGCACCAUCUGCGUAUCUCUCGCUGUGCUGCUUUUCCGUGCCGCCAAGGCCCGCGGUCAAUUCCUCGGCCGUGUUACCAUUCACUCCGUAGUGGGUGAUCACCUGCUGGAUGGUGAUGGCAAAUACGGCUCUCUCGGAUCUAACAAAACCCCCACCGACCACGACGAGCACCACCACCGCUCCAUCUUUCUCCCCACCAACCAUGCCGAUGGUUCGAACCCCGAUAUCGAACUUGAGCAGCCUUACCCGGGUAUCUUCAUCUACCGCUUCUCCGAGGGCUUCAACUACCCCAACGCCAACCACUACACGGAUGCCCUGGUGCGAACAAUCUUCCGUAAUACUCGCCGCACAAACCCGCAUGCCUACGCCCGUCGUGGUGACCGUCCCUGGAACGACCCAGGCCCACGCCCUGGUCGGGAAGCCGCGGAAACCGAAGACACCCGCCCGCUUCUGCAGGCUGUCAUUCUGGAUUUCUCCUCCGUGAACAACGUGGACACCACCUCCGUCCAGAACCUGAUCGAUGUGCGCAACCAGCUGGAUCUGUACGCUUCCCCUCGCACCGUGCAGUGGCACUUUGCCCAUAUCAACAACCGCUGGACCAAGCGAGCUCUCUCCGCCGCCGGCUUCGGUUUCCCCUCCCCAACCUCCAGCGACGGCUUCCACCGCUGGAAACCCAUCUUCAGUGUUGCCGAGAUCGAGGGUAGUGCCUCAGCUGCCGCCCACGCCGAGAUGAUCAACAACCAGCGCGAACAAGCCUUGCGCGAUCAAGAUAUUGAAGCCAACUUCCAAAAGCACACUUCCACCACCGAGCGCGAGACAGAGACUAUUGAGACCACCUCUUCUCAGGACAGUGGUGUCAUCGCGGAGGACAAGCAACUCCAGCACGACCUGAAAGACAGCAAGGCGUACCGCGGUCGUCGCAAGGUUGCUCUGGUGCAGGGUAUGAACAGACCCUUCUUCCACAUCGACCUGACCAGCGCCCUCCACAGCGCCAUUGCGAACUCGUCAGAUGAGAUCCCGGAGAUCCACUAA